UUAUAAAGCUAAAAAAUUAAUUGUCAUCUCAUCAGCGGCAUUUGCAAAAAUUUCUUUGCCUUUUAUAAAAAUCUUUUUUCCCCAAUUUUCUUUAUAAAACAAUAAAAAUAUGUUGAGUUCUGGAAAUUUUCCCGAAUACCGUGUUCCCGGUGUACAACAUGAUGAUUUCUCUCCCUAUGAAUCUAAUGGCGGGAGCAUCGUGGCCAUCGCUGGAGAUGAUUUCGUAGUCAUUGCAGCCGAUAGCCGUCUUAGCAGUGGAUAUUCCAUCCACACACGUGACCAGAACAAACUUUUCAAACUAUCGCCACAAACAGUUUUGGGUUCAACCGGCUGUUGGUGUGACACUCUUGCAUUGACUGCUUUGGUCAAAGCUCGCAUGCAAAUGUAUGUGCACACUCAUCAGAGGACAAUGUCCACUGAUGCCGUUGCUCAAAUGUUGUCCAUUCUCAUGUACAACAAGCGUUUCUUUCCAUAUUACGUGUCAAAUGUUUUGGCUGGUUUAGAUAGCGAGGGCAAAGGUGUCGUUUACAGCUACGAUCCAAUUGGUCAUUGCGAGAGGGCUAAGUAUCGCGCUGGAGGUUCUUCGGGACCACUCUUGCAACCAGUAUUGGAUAACCAAAUUGGAUAUAAGAAUAUGCUGUUGGAUGAGAAGCCAGCUUUAACUAAGGAACGCGCUACUGCCGUUGCUAUUGAUACUUUUAUUUCAGCUGCUGAGCGUGAUAUCUACACUGGCGAUGCUGUUUAUAUUAAUAUCAUUACCAAGGAUGGAGUUGAGGCAAAGGAGAUUCCUUUGAGGAAGGAUUAAAGAGAAUACACAACUCGCGAUGGGAGGAUGUUUUUUUUUUAUCAAUUUGUAAUUGUGUACUGGUGGUUUCCGGUUAAUAAAAUUAGUUCAACUAA
Episyrphus balteatus (marmalade hoverfly) is the source of this 900-nucleotide messenger RNA. It is a transcript of the gene Prosbeta6, whose product is annotated as proteasome subunit beta type-1. The transcript has 2 exons. Lineage: Eukaryota; Metazoa; Arthropoda; Insecta; Diptera; Syrphidae. The coding region runs from base 110 to 805 and encodes 231 amino acids. The record is from RefSeq and is a predicted model, not a curated record. Gene Ontology annotation, cellular component: proteasome core complex.